Molecule: messenger RNA, 1581 nt
Organism: Fusarium falciforme
Lineage: Eukaryota; Fungi; Ascomycota; Sordariomycetes; Hypocreales; Nectriaceae
Exons: 2
Coding region: 1-1581 (526 amino acids)
Biological process (GO): polysaccharide catabolic process
Molecular function (GO): chondroitin hydrolase activity
Source: RefSeq, a predicted model, not a curated record
AUGACAGCUUCGACCACCACCAUGGCUCGAAACGCAAUCAAUGUCAUUAGUAACGGCGUUGUUCCAGUGACCAAGACGGACACGAAUGGGAGCUUUCAUCGCCAAACCGCGUCCCGGACGAUUGAUUCCACAACCGCACCUUCAGCUCAAGACUGGAGUGGCUGGUGGGCAAUCCUGUCGAGAGAGCUGUACUCUGAGAAUAUCACAGCAAAGAUCAUUCAAGUUGCGGAGAAAUGUUUAGAAAAUAAUAACCCUCCGACGCUCUAUCCCGAGCUUGUACGCCAGUCCGGGGAAGAUGAGGGUAAAUACAGCCAUCGACCCGUGGACUUCUGGACAUGUGGCUUUUUCCCCGGUAGCAUCUACGCGCUCCUCGAGAGGGCCACCCGAUAUCCCCAGAGCAUGCGCCUCAGCGACUCACGGCUUCUGCUGAGCCAGGUUCGCGACAGGCUCGAGGUCCUGGGCAGGCAGUGGUCAGAACCCCUUCACCGUAUGGCCCACCGGACCGACACCCAUGACUUGGGCUUUAUGAUUCUGCCUCACAUGCGGGUUCGCUGGGAACUCCUUCACGACAGGGUAGCGCUUGAGAGCAUUCGAACUGCUGCCGUCAGUCUGUACUCCCGCUUUGACGCACGUGUCGGCGCCAUCCGCUCUUGGGAUUCCCUCACCUGGCAGAGAGGUGUCAAUAUCAGAGACAAGAAGGACAACUUCCUUGUGAUUAUAGACUCUCUCUGCAAUCUCGAGCUUCUCUUCUAUGCGGCUGAGCACACGGGAUAUGGCUACCUGGCUGAGGCGGCCACUGCCCAUGCGAAGACGCUGCUCAGGACCCAUCUCCGGAAAGAACCCACUCGCAAAAGAGACGGCUACGACGGCAUGUUAUACAGCACCCGUCAUGUGAUCAACUUCUCACCUGCCACUGGGGACGUCAAAGAGAUUCAUACCGCCCAGGGAUAUACUCCGGAAUCUACAUGGUCCCGCGGCCAGGCUUGGGCUAUUCUCGGUUACACCCAGACCUACGCACGGAUCGGAAACGACAUCUUCCUCGAUGCCGCAUGUGGCCUUGCCGAGUACUUCCUGUCGAGAUUGGAGGAUGCACCGGCCUGUGUUGAGAUCCUUCGAUCAGACGGAGAUACCUCUAGACCUAUAAAGGCUGGUAGAUACGUUCCGCGGUGGGAUUUCGAUGCUCCCAUUGAGGAUACAAAUGCUCCACUGCGGGAUGCUUCGGCCGGCAUCGUGGCUGCUUACGGCAUGCUCCUACUGGCACAGACUUUGAUGUCGCUCGGUCGCCAGGAGCAAGCGAAACGUUACCUGGGCAGCGCAUUGAGGAUAGUCGAAGACACUCUGAACCUCUCCAUGUCACGAGAACGAGUACGCCUCGAGUCUCAUCCAAACGGUGGUGUGACCGCGACUGCUUGCGAGCCCCUGCAGAAACAUUUUGACUGCAUCCUGAGGAACUCGACUGUGACCUGGAACGAGCACAGCUUGAGCGCCAGUGCUGACCACGGGCUUGUGUAUGCUGAUUAUUACUUGAUCGAGUUUGGGAACAAGCUGUUGCAACUGGGGCUGUGCUCACCUUUGAGAUAG